Molecule: messenger RNA, 4531 nt
Organism: Hirundo rustica (Barn swallow)
Lineage: Eukaryota; Metazoa; Chordata; Aves; Passeriformes; Hirundinidae
Gene: PPP2R5D
Product: protein phosphatase 2 regulatory subunit B'delta
Exons: 15
Coding region: 66-1886 (606 amino acids)
Biological process (GO): signal transduction; protein dephosphorylation
Cellular component (GO): nucleus; protein phosphatase type 2A complex; cytosol
Molecular function (GO): protein phosphatase activator activity
Source: RefSeq, a predicted model, not a curated record
AGCUCUGGGAGAAGGGUGCACCUUUUCAGUGAGGUGCCGUAUUUCCGUGUUUUGCACUUAUCUCCAUGGGGCUUGCUACUGCAGUACCUGGAGCUCAUUAUUCAGAGGCAGGCAUUGCAGCCUCAGUGUUCGUGUUACUUCUGAGGCAGAGCCUCAUUUUAAUAGAGGAGCUGUGGAACAGCAGACAAAGAGAGCAGGCUCAGCAGCAGCAGCCACAGCAGCCCCAGCAGCAGACACCUUCGAACAAGCGGCCCAGUAACAGCGCUCCGCCCCCAACCCAGCUGAAUAAAAUCAAGUACUCAGGGGGACCCCAGAUUGUGAAGAAGGAGCGCAGGCACAGCUCUUCGCGCUUCAAUCUGAGCAAAAACAGGGAACUGCAAAAACUCCCAGCCCUCAAAGAUGCUCCUCCCCACGAGCGAGAAGAGCUUUUCAUCCAGAAGCUGCGGCAGUGCUGCGUUCUCUUUGAUUUCAUCUCUGACCCCCUCAGUGACCUGAAGUUCAAGGAGGUGAAGCGAGCAGGGCUCAAUGAGAUGGUGGAAUACAUCACACACAACCGUGAUGUUGUCACCGAGGCCAUCUAUCCUGAAGCUGUUAUCAUGUUUUCAGUGAACCUCUUCCGGACACUCCCACCCUCGUCCAAUCCCACAGGAGCAGAAUUUGACCCUGAAGAAGAUGAGCCUACAUUAGAGGCUGCCUGGCCACACCUUCAGCUGGUGUACGAGUUCUUCCUCAGGUUCCUGGAAUCACCUGACUUUCAACCAAACGUAGCCAAGAAAUACAUUGACCAGAAGUUUGUGCUGUCUCUGCUGGAUCUCUUUGACAGUGAAGACCCCAGAGAACGAGACUUCCUAAAAACUAUUCUGCACAGGAUCUAUGGGAAGUUCCUUGGUCUGAGAGCAUAUGUGAGGAGGCAGAUCAAUAAUAUAUUUUACAGGUUCAUCUAUGAAACAGAGCACCACAAUGGGAUUGCAGAGCUGCUGGAGAUCCUGGGAAGCAUAAUCAAUGGGUUUGCUUUGCCUCUGAAGGAAGAGCACAAGAUGUUCCUCAUCAGAGUCUUGUUACCACUGCACAAAGUGAAGUCUCUCAGUGUGUACCAUCCACAGCUGGCAUACUGUGUUGUACAGUUCUUGGAGAAAGACAGCAGCUUGACAGAGCCAGUGAUUGUGGGCUUGCUGAAGUUCUGGCCAAAAACUCACAGUCCCAAAGAGGUGAUGUUUCUAAAUGAGCUGGAGGAGAUCCUGGAUGUGAUUGAGCCAUCCGAGUUUGUGAAAGUUAUGGAGCCCUUGUUCAGGCAGCUGGCCAAAUGUGUCUCCAGCCCACACUUCCAGGUGGCAGAGCGAGCGCUGUACUAUUGGAACAACGAAUAUAUCAUGAGCCUGAUCAGCGACAAUGCAGCCAAAAUCCUCCCCAUCAUGUUUCCAGCGCUCUACAAGAACUCCAAGAGUCACUGGAACAAGACAAUUCAUGGGCUAAUCUACAAUGCACUGAAGCUCUUCAUGGAGAUGAACCAAAAGCUUUUUGAUGACUGCACACAGCAAUACAAGGCAGAGAAGCAGAAGGGAAGGUUCAGGAUGAAGGAACGAGAAGAAAUGUGGCAGAAAAUAGAGGAGCUGGCUCGGCUGAACCCCCAGUACCCCAUGUAUUACGCACCCCUACCCCUGCCUUCCGUGUGCUGCAUGGAAACGGAGACCCCCACCGCAGAGGAUAUCCAGCUGCUGAAGAAAACGGUGGAGACGGAGGCUGUGCAGAUGCUGAAAGACAUUAAGAAGGACAAAGUUUUGCUGCGCCGGAAGUCUGAGCUUCCGCAGGACGUCUACACUAUAAAAGCCUUGGAGGCCCACAAGAGAGCAGAAGAGUUCCUCACCUCAAGCCAGGAGGCUCUCUGACGGGCUCAGGAGCUGGCCCAGGAAGCUCUGCCCCAUCCCUUUCCUCCAGGGGUCAUGGAAAUGCACUCGGUUCUCAUGUAUAAGUAAGGAAUGAACAUGGUGAGCUGUGCCUGUCCUCCACUCCAUCUGCAGACCUCCAGGGUAGAUCUGGUUUUAUGUUAUAACUUGUAUCUCACCACUGUCCUGUCCUCCCGCUUUUUCUCCGUCCUGCUGCUUUUCCACCUUGGCUGUGCAAGUGUGAAGGGAGCCUGCCUGACCUCUGCUUGUGUCAGUGCAGGCGGGACUCACUUCACAGUGAGCUGCCACCCGAUUCUGACUCUGCCAGGAGCCAGAGCCUUGCUCAGGCUCUGUUGGCAGAGCCUGCUGUGCGUGGCUCAGUGCUGCUCCAAACUCCAAGUGCCCAUCUCUGCCACCCCUGCCCCUGGCUGCCUGUGCAGCUGAGCCCUGCCAUGGUCAGAGGCCAGGCUGAGCUUGGGGCAGAAGCAGAGUUUGUGAAGGCUCUGCUGCCUCUCCAGCCCGCCUUGGGGUGCAGCUCCACAGCUGAAGGGUGUUAAUGGACAGCGGAGAAAACGUUUACUUCCACCUUUCUUUUGCUCCAAGCCCCUUCUUCUUUUCCCUGUCAGUGGAGUGGGGGUUCAGUGCUUUGCCACCCCCAGUUAAGCUGGGUGCAAGCACUACAUACUAUUGCAGUCCUCCCUUUAGAGCAUCCUUAGAAGCUCUCUUGUGAGAAAGUGAAUUCCUUCUGCUGUUUGUGUUGGUCCGUGCUGACUCAUCUCCUUCCCGAUGUUUCGGGUUAAUUGUGGGCCCAGAAUUAACUUCCCGCUUUGUAGCAGGUGUCAGCCACUGACUUCUACUUUCUUCCUCUACCUGCUCAAUUAAAAUACUCCUGCAGCUCUCCCUUUGUCUCUGUAUGCCAUCCUUAGCUCUUCAGGGCCGGGGUUUCUAGGAAGCUUGUGCUGUUAGUCGUUUCUGCGAGCUCGUGGAAGCAAUGGAUCCGCCUCACGGGGCGUGGCUGACUUUGAGUGUUCAGUUGUCUCCUCAUUAUUAUCAAUGGCUAAGCACUACUGCUGAAUCGCUUCCUGAGUCGCUUCUGUGGGUGCUCUGAGCAAAGUUCACCUGUCCUGUUACCCUGGCACCCGCUGUGGCCCUCGUUAGUUAUCACGUGCUGUAUCGGGGACUCUGCUCACUUGGCAUUUAGAAACACUUGUGAUAGCCCAGGGGCGUGCGCAGCUCUUGCUUUCACCCCUGUUGUUCGUAGUGCAGAUUUAGUGCUGGGCCAAGGUGCCACCUCAGAGGCUGGCUUGUCACGGAGAGGGAGUCCCUGCUGCACCUGCCUUCUUGACGUGUAAGCUUAAGUGGGUUUGCAGUGUGCAGGCCUGAGACCGCUCUGCAAGGUCACGGGCUCUUGUAGAAGGUGCUGGUGUGAGCCAUUGCCAGGUCAGAGGAUCACCCCCUCUCAUCUUUCUGCUGGUGUGCAGCACGUCUUUCCUCUGCCCCCAGCGAGGCUGUUUGCACCUGCGUAUCCUGCAUCCCUACCCCGUGUAGCUGUCCCCGGCUCAGCCCUCACCGGGAAUGCCACCAUCUCUUGGGAGGAGCUGGCGGGGGCCAGGGAGCUGUUUGAGAGCCCCCAGGCACCAGGACCCCACCUCCCCCCGCCUCACGCACCGGGCCACUUCGUCAGGAGACUUGAGAAACACCUCAGGGAGGUCAUUGCUUAUUUUGAACAUUAGUCUGAGCUCACCAUCAGCUGCCAAUCAAUUACCUCACGCCUGGCACAGCACGUGGACGUGCACCGGGCGGUGCCGGAGCAGCACAGCGGAAACGAGGGCUGCCAGGCCCCCGCCGGGCAGGAGGCUCCUUCCUGUUCCAGCACAGGCUCUCCAGCUGGCUGCUCAGCCUUGUGCUUUUCCAUUGCUGCAGCAUGGAGUGCCCUCGCUUGAGCCUGCUCGCUGCUGGGCAGCGGCUGCCUUUCCCCGCUCUGGGAACGGGAUCUCGUGGUGCGCGGGGGCCGGCGCCGUCCUGCGGGUGAUGUGUCUCUGCUGGCAGCCCCUGGUGCGUGCUGGUUGGAAUGCUGCCGGGGUUGUGCCGUGCGCAGGGGCGGCCUUGUAACGCGUCAUGAUUACGUGCUGUACGGCUUUGAUGUUCCCAUAGCUUUUUGUGUCUUGUUUUGGGUCAGGGAACUUAGGCGUAGUACCUUCACAUCAUCCUUUGUUUGCUGCCUAUUCAUUCCAGUGUCCUGGACACCUCAGAAGGGGACCGUGUGAGACAGGGGCGAGUGUGCUCACCCUCUCACCACAUGUACUGCUCAUAGGCAGACCUGCAUCUGCCACGCUACAGCUGCCCCUUGCUCAAAACUUGGUUUCUAGCAUUAGUGCCGCUCAUUUCUGCCUACGCCUUUCCCCUCAUCAGCCAAAUGGACAGAACUGGAGCUGCCUCUUCCUCUCCACCUGGCUUGCUCCUCCCAAGGGAAAAAGCAAAACCACUGCAUUCACACCCUGGACACAAGUAUUAAGCUGCUUACAGUUCAUAUGUACAUAUGGUGUACUUUAUUUUCAGUAGAGCAUUACAUAGUAUGAAAGUGUUGGAUUUUGUACAGAUGUCCCUGUAUGUACAGAACUAAAUAAAACCGAUCUCUUGGAAUGACA